Cololabis saira (Pacific saury) is the source of this 7453-nucleotide messenger RNA. RefSeq names its product zinc finger homeobox 2 (gene zfhx2). Gene Ontology annotation, molecular function: zinc ion binding; DNA-binding transcription factor activity, RNA polymerase II-specific; RNA polymerase II cis-regulatory region sequence-specific DNA binding. Gene Ontology annotation, biological process: brain development; regulation of transcription by RNA polymerase II; regulation of neuron differentiation. Gene Ontology annotation, cellular component: nucleus. Lineage: Eukaryota; Metazoa; Chordata; Actinopteri; Beloniformes; Belonidae. The record is from RefSeq and is a predicted model, not a curated record. The coding region runs from base 86 to 4906 and encodes 1606 amino acids. The transcript has 5 exons.
GAGAGGGAGGGCAAGAAAACUUUUCACUAGUGAGGAGCCACAGAGGACGCGUGUAUGUGUGUGUGUGCGUGCUGGAGCGGCGACCAUGCAGGAGGAAUCUGGAGAGCUGGUGUGCAGUGAAAAGAAUGGGGUGGCAAAGUGGCUGUGCCCUCUGUGCCAAAAGGGGCAAUCAGACAGAUCAUCCUUGUCUCUACAUCUCACUGGGCAACACAGUGUACUUCCAUCAUGUGUAAACAGACUGCUGGACAUUGUAAGUGAGGCUGUUCUGAAACAAGCUGCAAGCGAAGAAGAAAAGAUUGCUCAACAGUCUACAGAUGCUGAAUCCUCACAACUGAAGCACGCUGAAGUCACCAGUUCAGACCCCUGCCAGUGUGGUGAAAGUUCAGACGCUACCCAGACGCUUGGAGACAAAGAGAUGGAGGAGGAUCAAAUAAUGAAACUGGAGGGAGGCGACGCUGAGCCAGAAGAAGAGGGAAGUCCAAUCACAGGAGCCACACGGCAAAGUGCAACUGAAAACACAGAAAUCCCAGACACAAGUGAAAAGUCAGUUGGCAAAAGUGGUGUACCAGCUGAAAAUAAUACACGGUCAUUCAAAUGCAAUGCCUGCAUGGAAAGCUUUUCCAGCAGAACUGCCUUGAGUGUUCAUUACAACUCUGCAUCCCACAUUCAGAGAAUGACCACAGACCCUGCAAAGCAAGGUGCAGAAAGUAAUCCACAGUCCCCCUCAGUUCCAGUCCUCUCUCGACCGUAUAUCUCCAACAAACCCUACCAGUGUGCUGUUUGUCGAGUCUCUUACAAUCACGCCAUUACCCUUGAGAGCCAUAUGAAAUCGGUUUUGCACCAGACGCGCAGUAGAAAUGCUGGGCUGGCUGCACAUGCUGCAAACAGUGCAGUGGCUGCUGCUAGUUUAAGAGUUAGCACCACCAGUGAUCCAAACGCUGUCGUGACCACGUCUGGGAGUGGAACCGGUCAGUUAGUUACCUCUAGCAACUGUGCUGCUCCUGGGACACUAAUGGUGAGUGCUGCAAAUGAGGAACAGGUUCCAACUUCACAAGUGGCUCCCUCCCUCCUCACCUCCCCUGUGGCCUCAGCCCAGGCAGUCUCAGCCUUUCUCACUCUUUUAACGUCAAGUCCCAGUACGCUCUCGCACUCCCUCCUCCCUUCCCUGUUUGCAGCUGGUGCUGUACCCGGUGCCACUGCACCUCAGCUUGUGCCUCAGCCCCAGAUGGUUAUGCCCUUGAUCUUGAACGGGCUUCAAGCCCAAACUCAGCAGCAUCAAGAGAACCAGCAAAGCCACCUUCUUACCCAGUGUGUGCCAUUCGUAGGCCUCAGCCCAGCCCAGCAAGCCCUCCUAACCCAAAGACUUAGCAGCUUACAGAGCCAGUGGCCCUCGGCAGAUGUUACAACAAGCAUGCAGCCUUCCCAGGAAGAGCAAAAACAAACUGAACCCCACGAAGGAGAACAAGAGAAGGGGGGCAGUAAUGACACAACCGGGAAGGACCCAGAUCAAAUAAAAGGAGGGAAACCUAAGGGAGAGAGCAGUGAGGAAUCUGCACAAUGUGCACAUUUGGAUGACAAAGUAAAGGUGGAAGGUAAUGAGGAUGAUGGCAGAGAAUCUAAAGAAAGCACAACAGAUGGAGAUAACGCUACAGAUCAGUUGGACCAGGAAGAGGAUAAAGUGGCUAGCAUGAAUAUCUCCCCACCAAGCACAGAGAAGAGCCUCCGCAAUAACAACCUGUCGCCUUCUGGAUCUGUGCCAAGCAACUCAAGCCUCAGUCCUUUGAAUUUAAACCUUACUCUUAGCCCCGAUUCUACCCCUCAAAAGUCGCUAUCAGGCACAAGCCCUUGUGGCAGCCCAAAGUCCAGCCCCAGUACGAAUGCCUUAACUGUUAACCAGACUUAUCCCAGUCGUAAUUCAGAGGGAUUGAGUUAUUCAGACCUUCCAGUGCUGUCAGAGUUCCAGUCCGAGGUUCUCUGGGCGUUCUUGGAGUCGCGUAGUGAAGCUGAUGCUGCGAGUCCUCCCCACGAGGACUGCGAGGCCCUUGGUAGAGAGGUAGGGCUCUCAGAAGAAGAGGUACGUAGGUGGCUGACUCGAGCCUGUCAUGCAAAGCAGAGACUGAGAGCAAUCGAGUUGGAACACAUUUCAAUGCAUAACCAAGGGUCUGAUAAUGACUAUGAUGAUGAGGAGAGUUCACUGGUCAUAGCAGAGGGUGAGGGAGAGAAUGAUGCUGAAGCUUUAAGUAGUCAGGCUAUAGAUUUGUCCAGUACAAGAGGCAAACGCAAACAAAGAAAUGAGGGAAUAAGGGGUCAAGGUGACCCCUGUCUCACAUCUGACUCAGAAAAUGAUGUGUACACCUCUGUUAUUGUUUCUGAUGAAGAAAGUCAGAAUGAAUCUUUCAGGGAGGGUCACGAGAGUCCUGCUAAAGAUGAAACGCAGCGGGAAGUCUACAGUGAUAAAGGGUCAGCUGGAGGAAAGGUGUUGCGGUCCACAACGGUGUUUCUGUCUGAUGCAGAGGACGAGUAUGAAGAUGAGGAGGGUGGAGGGGACCAGAGAGCAAGAAGGAAAAAACGAAAAGGGGAGUUUGACCGUGACGACAUAGAGGUGAAGAAGGAGAGACCUGACCCAGAUCUAGAUCUUGAGUUGGAGGCCCAGGGCGAUCCUCCAAAUCCUCAGUCCUUGGUGAUGGACCACUCUGAUUUUCCAGCUGGUGCUUUACACUCUCUUCCUUUGUCCCUCACACCCUUUACAACACAGUUUCUUAGUCCCUACGUUCUCUCUCUCACUCCUUCAAUGAUUAGAGAUGGCAGCAAAUUACCCAUCUUUCCCAACCCCCCAACUAUCACACGGAUCUCCAGCUCUCUUCUCUCCCAGUCCCUCUCUAAUAACCAAACUACUCACUACCUGUCCAAUGGCGAUGACUGUGAGUCUGCGUUGGACCUCAGUAUGGGGAAAAACAACUCUAAAUCUGCUUCCCCUUCCUCAUCUCUUGCUGACAGCAUUGCAGCACAGAAGGGACAAUUGCUGGACGGCCUUGGCCUGCGGCCCACAUCCAAGGGCUUGGUAGUCGUGCAGGUUAAGCCAGAAUCCAUUACCGGUGUUCCCCCUUCCAGCAGCCCCAUGAGUCUGGUGAACUGUAGUAACAUGACGGCUUCUAAUAUUUAUAUGAGAGCAGCGGAGAAGAUGAGUGCCACGUUAUUGGAAAAAGAGCGAGAAAAGGAGAGGGAAAAGGAAAGAGAGCAGCAGCAGAGGAAGUCCAAAGGAAAACGGUAUCGGGACAUGAGGCGCUCGAGAACUAUCAUUCAAGCUGAACAACUAGACAUUCUGUAUGGCUGCUAUUUCAAGGACCCAAAUCCUGGGAAGCAUGAAUUUGAACAAAUUUCAGAGUGGGUCCACCUUCCAAAGAAGGUUGUUCAGAUUUGGUUUCAGAACAUGAGGGCAAGGGAGAGGAAAGGGGAGGUCCGAUUUAUCAGCGACGGGACUUUGGCGGCAGUUGGAAAGCCGCUCAUCAAAUUUACUUGGCCUCUUUCCAAACCCAUAUUUUCCAACAAGCCUACUUCAAACAAUACAGGGUGCAUUACAAAUACCCCAAUUGUGCGCACCCUCAUGAAGAUGGAUAGAGAGCCAGUCAAAGAGUUGGAAAAGUCGGGUCUCAUGGUUAAAAAAAUAACCCCUGUUCCUAUCAAGCCCAAGGAGAUGGUUUCCUCUACCACAGUAUGUCCUGUGAGCAGCAGCAGCGCCACUGCAGUGCCAAAGACCAAGCUUGAAACCACCAGCAAUGUCACUAUGGUUAAAGUCGCACCCAAAGUCAAUUCCCCCGCUCUCUUGGCACCACCGAGGGAACUGGUCCCAAUUGCCCCUCGGCCAGUCCAGAAACGAAAGCUGGAAGAGGAGAGUGAGGAAGAGAAGACUGACGAGGAGAGAGACAAUGAAAUUGAGAUGGCAUCUGGACCAGGGACAAUUAACCGCAUGGUGCCAAAGCUGCCCACGACUCCCAUUGACAAUAGGCCUUCAGCCACAGCAGCAGUACCACAAAAGCAGAAUGGGCUGAACUACUGGACACCCAAAGUCCCCAUCAAGAUCAACACUCUAUCAAGAGAACAACUGGCACUUCCCACACACACACCCCCUCGUACCAUCGCCCCGCCUCCCACCCCCAGCAUUGCACCAGUCAGCCCAAAUACCCCCAGCUCUGCCAAAGUGGCCAGCCCGUCCACUCCGGCCGUAGCUAAAUCAAGCCCAGCAGAAAGUGGCUUUCUGUCCCACUCAUCGAGCCGCAGGCCACGCACUCACUUGUCCUGCCUGCAGCUGUCCAUUCUUCAGUCGUGUUACGAGACCUGCGCCCAUCCUAACGCCAUGGAGUGUGAAGCAAUUGGUACCGAGCUCAACCUGCCACUCAAAGUGGUCCAGAUCUGGUUCCAGAACACGAGAGCUAAGGAGAAGCGCUGGAGGCUGCAGCAGGAGAAGAUGUCUCCUCUGCCGGGUGGGAAGGUGGACAUGAGCUCGGGCAGCUACCUGCAGUACAGCGCUCUCAAAGCUAACCGGCCCAUCCUGCCCAAGCCCGUUCAGUUAACGGUUACCGAACCUCCAGGCUCCCCAGUAGCAGGCCAGCCCAUGCCAAAGGAGAAUCUGACAGGCCACUGUGAUGCAUGCAAGGUCUCCUUUGAAUCCCGGGCUGCGGCAAGGGCUCAUGUCUUCUCCCCUCGUCACCUGGCUACCUUGAGAACCACUAACUUUGGCCAGCCGGCAGCGCUCAUCAACAAGAACGGAAGUGGGAACAGCGGAUCUGGGAGCGUGGUGCCAGGAUCACAGGUCUCUCUUUCCACUACUGUCACGAGCUCUGGAGUUGGUGCUGAAGGAGAAAUAGUCGUCGAGCUGCCUCCAUCGACAGCCACCAGCAACAGUUAGACCCAGAUCAGGAAUGGUCUGUAAACUGACAAUUGUUGGACCCGUUUGGGCUCCUCAGAUUUUAAUAAACAAAUUUGAGCACUAAUCCUCUAAAGCUAAUAUUCUUUCGAUAUGUUUGCCCGCUGUCCUUGGCUCAACCUUCACUCGACUUCGUAUCCGUUAAUCUAGACACUUCACCUGGAAUCAAAUACAUGAGCAAACUUUCCAUGCUGCUUGUCAAUCAGUUGCUGUCUGAUUAGUGACUGAAAACCCCUGGAUUUCCCCAAACCCUCACACACUUUAUUCCAACACUUUUGGCCCUGACUGUGUGGUAUGUAUUACCUUAAUUCCUUUAAUUUGUAAAGACACUCAACUUGCCAUGCUUGAGCUGUUCUACCCUAAAGACUGAUGCAAGUGUUUUCUUUUUGGCAGUGGCCAUAGUGGGCCCUGAGAUGCUUUUUGGGAUAACAUGAAUAUUCAAAUAACCCCCUUUUUGCUCCUGUGGAUUGUGUGGUUGUUUUUUUGUUGUUGUUUUUUUUAAAUCCAUGCCUACUGUCACUUCAAAGGCAAUGAUAAUGCUUGCAGGUAAUAUGGAUGGACUGAACCUUUGGGAGUUGAAAGUUGUCACAUUUUCAUUUGCUACGGGAGUGUGAUCUGAAGAGGUGUCUGCUUAUUUGGGAUAUAAAAGAGGUACUUUAGAGAAUAGGGCUAUGAAAUUGUUUCCAUUUACAUGUUCAUAGUUUCAUGACAAUCCAAAUGGACUGCGCUAAAAGAGGUUUAGGAAGUAGAAAAUUUUGGCAUACCGCACUUUGACGUAUUUUACAUUGUCUGAAAUAUUUUUAAGCAUUCUAAUGCAAGUGUCUUUCUAUGGAAAGAUGCGUUAAUGCAUGUUGGAUGCCUUAAUGUAAAUCACCUGAAAUAAAUUGAUUUUGGUUUUUCUUUUUUUUUUUUUUUUUCUGCUAAUCAAGUGUAACAUGCUUUAGAUGUCAGCAUAAUAUUGUGCAAAAGUUAGAUCUCGGUAUAUAAAGAAAAAGAGCUUUGUUCCAAAAUGCUUUUACACUCAUUUCAAAUGGAUUAUCUUUUAAUAUCUAUAUCUAGAGGUUUGCAAAUUCUGCCUGUAAAGUUGUCAACAUUCUCUCAGCCAAGGAAUAUUAUUACAUUUAUCUCAAUUUUGCAUUGAAGUUUUACAAUUCUGUAAAUUUCAUUUUGGAAUGUGGCUCUUCAAACCUGUUUGAGAAUAUAAAUGUCUUGGACCUCCGGUGGGUGGGUUAGAAAUAUGACAGCCUUAAGCGGAAACGGCCACCGGGUAUCAAGCCCAUGUAAUACUCGAAUUAUGUUUGUGAAAUGCACCCGCAUCUGGCACUAAGAGACAGACUUAUUUCCUAAAUUCUUUAUUUUCUUUGAAUACUAUUCAUAACACAUGUAAAUGUAUUACUUGUUUUAUUUACUUGAGUGUUUUUACAAAUGACAAUACAAGCAAUUACAAAUGGCAUAAAAAGAUUUUUAUUUAGGUCAAAAGCCAAUCCUAAAGGAUUGAAAAAGCAGGGCUUGAAAAUGACCCGUUUCCUGUAUUUGUUUCCCCUCUUUUUAUUCAGUUAUAAAGCAGUAGGUGAUUAUGGUCCAUGUUUGUGCUGUGAAAUGAGGAAUAUCUGGAAACCAUGUCAAGGGAGAAAGUCGGCUACUACCUGUAUCCUCAAGGGACUAAUGGAUACUUCAAUCUAGGAAGCAAAUUAGGAAACGUGUUGACUGAGAGCUAACAAGAUGGUGCUGUGUUGAAGGACACAAAUUAAAGAGGUUUUCCUUCAAUUUAAGUUGUAUAUUAAUGUUACUAUUGAUAGUUUUAACAAAAUGAAAAACUAAAACAUGAACUUUUGUAAAGAAAUAUAUUAAAAUGACUGAUAUUCCAAAGUAAUCCUCCCUUUGCUUUCUGUCAUUCAAAAACCAAAAAGCAAUCUUUAGGUCGACAGAGAGCAGGAGAGGCGUUAAUGCAAACUGUAAAGGACAUCCCAAGACUUGACACUUGCACUAGUCCACAAUUUUUGCACAAGUUACAGAUGUUGCCACAACAUUGAGUCACAUGAGGCAGUUUUGAAACAAAGUGGGUAAUAAUGUCUUUUCACAAGUAAUAAGUUGUACUCCUGUUGGAAACUGUAUCUUGUGUGUAAAUCAAGGACUGGAGUGCUUGAAUCUCAAGACUGGGAUUACACACACACACAUGCACACACAUGGUGUUGCACUGUCCAAACUAGGUAUGUUUUUAUGGAGAUCUGCUUUUUAUUCUCUUUCAUUGUCACUUUAUCACUAUUGUUAUAACUGUACUACUACUUAUACAAUUUAUUAUUACUGCUCAUCACUGUUUUUGAUUAUUGAUCCAUAAUGGUUUUAAAUGCCACCUCUGCUCAAAAAGUGAUAUUCCCAUGAAUAUUGAACAAGAAUAGUGGCAGUGGUGUUAUGAAUUGUUAGAUUUUUGAUUAAGCUUGUUUUUCCUCCUCACUUGUACCUGCCUUUUUGUGUUUGGUCUCCAUUAUGCUUUCUUUGAUAUACAGAAAAAGAAAUAAAACCCAUUGA